Aspergillus campestris IBT 28561 is the source of this 744-nucleotide messenger RNA. Its product is annotated as N-terminal protein methyltransferase. The record is from RefSeq and is a predicted model, not a curated record. Gene Ontology annotation, cellular component: cytoplasm. The transcript has a single exon. Bases 1 to 744 code for a protein of 247 amino acids. Gene Ontology annotation, molecular function: N-terminal protein N-methyltransferase activity. Gene Ontology annotation, biological process: N-terminal protein amino acid methylation. NCBI's taxonomy places the organism in Eukaryota, Fungi, Ascomycota, Eurotiomycetes, Eurotiales, Aspergillaceae.
AUGUCUUUCGACCAAUAUACAAUAGAUUCCGACAGCCAAGCAGAAGCCCCGGCUGAUAGCUACAUAGACCAUGCCGCCUCCAUCAAAUACUGGAACGGGGUGCCCGCGACAUCAGGCGGCAUGCUCGGCAUGCUAGGCGACUACCCGUGGUACUCGCGCAUCGACCUACGGGGGUCUCGGACGUUUCUCGCCAAGGCUCAUCGGCUCGUGCCGUCCUGUAAGAAGGAGGGCAAGCUUCACCGGGGCGUCGAUUGCGGGGCGGGCGUCGGGCGAAUCACCGAGGGGUUCCUCGGCCAGGUCUGCGAGGUAAUGGAUGCCGUUGAGCCGGUGGAGAAGUUCGCGUGUGUGCUGAAAGAGCGUGUGCCGAAAAUGGACUGCGCGGUUGAAGACGUCUACAUUGUUGGUCUUGAGGGCUGGGUUCCGGAGAAGAAGUACGACUUGAUCUGGAUCCAGUUCUGCGUGGGGCAUCUGACCGACGGGCAGUUGAGGGAGUGCUUUGUGCGCUGUAAAAAUGCCUUGACGGAGACCGGGAUGCUCGUGAUCAAAGAGAACAACUCGACUGAUGUGGACGGAGAAGACAUCUACGAUGAAUUGGACAGCAGCGUUACCAGGACGGACGCCAAGUUACGGCAGCUGUUCAACGAAGCCGAGCUGAAUUUGAUUACGUCUGAGAUCCAGGCGGGGUUUCCGAAGUCGUUCAAUCUGUUCCCGGUCAAGAUGUAUGCCCUGCGCCCGAAGACUUGA